GCUUUUGUGGCUCAGAAACGCAGCGACUGCCAAGCGAGUCGGAUGGCCUAAAAAAAAAAACAACCGCCCAACAAAAAUUGAAAACGAAACGGGCUGGCGAGGAGUAUUAUCCAGUGAACCGGUUAAUAACGGAUUACCGAUUAUCCAUUGCAUCAAUAUCCAUUACCAUUACCAAUAACCGAUUCGAAAAAUAUAUGCCGCGCGCGCAGCUUGGCUGGCUACUAACUCAUUCAAUUACAAUUUAUUUAUUUUUGUUUCUGUUUGCCCAAUGUGUUUUCGAGGCCUAAAUGAAAGUGCAGAAAGGCAAGUGACUGUGAAUGCGAACGUGACGACGGCACAGAGAGAAAAUAUCCCCAAAAUCGGUUAACAAUUUCGAUUGUUUCUCAUAUCUUUGUGCUCCGAAAACUUUUUCCAACUUUAAAUUAUUACUUUUUACCUCAAAACCCAAAAAAAAACCUUAAAACUAAACCCAGGAUAUGAGAAACUUUCAAUAACCUUCAAUAUAUAUUUUUUCUCAGUGUACAGAAAGCCAAUGAAAGUGUCUGAAUUAAUAAAUGCAAUGCAGUGAUAGCAAAAAAGUGGAUCAAAAAGAAAGGCUCAAUCAAAAUUCCACCAGAAAGGGGAAUCUUUCCCUAAGAAAAAAAAAGAAAAGAAGAAAAAUCCCUUCUAGUAAAAUCAACCAAAAACCAUGGUUGUAGUUCCCGCCCUGGGCGCCGCCGCCGUUUCCGUGGGCGGACUCCUUUUCAAGGCUAGUGCCGCCUCUAAAGCAGCGGCGACAGCAGGCGUGGCAGCUGCUGGCGCCUCCAAAUUAGGUCUGGCCAUUGCUGGUGCUAUCAAACUGGCCACCGCUGUCAUUGGCGUUGGCAAACUAACCAUCCUGCCCUUUCUGAUCGCUGCUAUAGCCUACUAUAAUUACGAUUUAUUCGAUCCGGAGAAUCGACCUUUUAAUGUCCAGCAAGUAGAGGUGGCCUAUGAUUUCAUCAUCAUUGGAGGCGGUUCAGCGGGCACUGUUUUGGCCUCGAGACUUUCGGAGAUUCCACACUGGAAGAUCCUGCUGUUGGAGGCUGGUGGUCAUGAGACCGAAAUCUCAGAUGUUCCACUGCUGUCGCUGUAUUUGCAUAAAAGCAAAUUGGAUUGGAAAUAUCGAACCCAACCCCAAUCAACGGCCUGUCAGGCCAUGAAGGACAAGCGCUGCUGUUGGACAAGAGGAAAGGUCUUGGGCGGCAGUUCGGUGUUAAAUACCAUGCUCUAUAUUCGAGGAAAUAAACGAGAUUUUGAUCAGUGGGCGGAUUUUGGUAAUCCUGGAUGGGCCUACGAGGAUAUACUGCCCUAUUUCAGGAAGUCUGAGGAUCAGCGUAAUCCCUAUUUGGCCAGGAAUAAACGUUACCAUGGCACAGGUGGCCUUUGGACCGUGCAGGAUGCUCCCUACAACACACCCAUUGGUCCUGCCUUCCUGCAGGCUGGCGAGGAAAUGGGCUAUGACAUCAUCGAUGUAAAUGGCGAACAACAGACGGGUUUCGGUUUCUAUCAGUUCAAUAUGCGACGUGGAUCCCGCAGUUCUACAGCCAAAUCCUUCCUACGACCAGCUCGUCUGCGACCCAAUCUUCAUGUGGCCCUCUUCUCACAUGUCACCAAAGUCCUAACAGAUCCACAUACCAAGCGAGCCACUGGCGUACAAUUUAUACGCGAUGGUAGAUUACAGAAUGUAUAUGCCACUAGGGAGGUGAUCUUAUCAGCUGGUGCUAUAGGAACACCACAUCUAAUGAUGCUAUCCGGGAUUGGACAUGGCGAGGAGUUGAGUAGAGUGGGAAUUCCGUUGGUGCAACAUUUACCGGGAGUUGGACAGAAUCUUCAGGAUCACAUAGCCGUUGGUGGCAUAGCCUUUCUCAUUGACUAUCCCAUUUCGAUUGUGAUGAAACGAAUGGUUAAUAUCAACACUGCCCUGAGGUAUGCCAUCACGGAAGAUGGUCCUCUGACCUCCAGUAUUGGUCUGGAGGCAGUGGCCUUCAUCAAUACGAAAUAUGCCAAUGCCAGUGAUGAUUGGCCGGAUAUGAACUUUAUGAUGACCUCGGCAUCGGUGAUGUCGGAUGGUGGGACUCAAGUGAAGACCGCUCAUGGGUUAACUGAUGAGUUCUACCAGGAGGUAUUCGGUGAGGUUAACAAUCGUGAUGUCUUUGGGGUUUUCCCUAUGAUGCUGCGACCCAAGAGCAGGGGCUAUAUAAAGUUGGCUUCGAAGAAUCCUUUAAGAUAUCCCCUACUAUAUCAUAACUACCUCACCCAUCCGGAUGAUGUGAAUGUCCUUAGGGAGGGCGUCAAAGCGGCCGUGGCCAUGGGUGAAACGGAGGCGAUGAAGAGAUUUGGUGCCCGCUUCUGGAACAAACCGCUGCCAAACUGUAAACACCUAACACUAUAUACCGAUGAAUAUUGGAACUGUUUCAUUAGGCAGUAUACGAUGACUAUCUAUCAUAUGAGUGGCACUGCGAAAAUGGGUCCACCCUCAGACCCAUGGGCAGUGGUGGAUCCCCAACUAAGGGUUUAUGGCAUACCCGGAUUGAGGGUUAUCGAUGCCAGUAUAAUGCCAGCGAUUACGAAUGGUAAUAUCCAUGCACCGGUGGUGAUGAUAGGCGAAAAGGGUGCCGAUAUGAUAAAACAACUUUGGCUGACCCCCAGCACGACGGCAACAGUGGGGGUUCAAGGUCAAGGCGGCCCAAGUCCACGUCAAGGUUAUAAGACAAGUCCAACGCCGCGAACUCAGUGGCGGAGUAAGCGAUCAUUGAACGCCAGUGAAACUUUGGACAUUGGAACAUCGCCAGUCUAUCAAUGGCCACUGCCAAGAUCGUAGCGGGUUUUUAUCAGGGGCGGGGUUUUAAAAGGGGUCAAAUAGGGGGAGGGGUUGCAUAUGGGUCGGUUCACUCGUCGUGUGUGUGGGGGGGGCUUAGCACAAAUUUCCGCCUUCGAAAUAAAUUUAAUUUAUUAAGCUCAAUUUGCUAUCUCUUUCUCUCUCAAUUAAUAUUAAUCGAAGACUAUUAUACUGCACUUAAAGGGACCCCCUGCCCCCUCCAUCCUUGACCUUAGUCACUUAAGCGCUUCAUGUAAAUAUCGAGUCAUUUAUGCUAAUUCUUAAAUAUGUUUUUUUUUUUUUUAAUAUCGCUCGUCUGUUGUUGUGUGUGUCGAAAUGUGUAUUUUUUGUGUUUGUUUUAUUUUUGUUUAUUGUUUGUUUGUUUUUUUUUCUGACGCCGCGUACAUUUUGAGUACCUCAAUUAGUCCAUAAGUCGAAGUUUACGAUUACGAUUACGAUAACGAUGCAAAUGUUUGAUUAGUUCUUAAAAGUAAAUGAAGUUAAUAAAACGAUUAAAUACAAAUAUUAAGUUAAGUGAUGAGUUUUUGAACUAUUUGGGCUUUACUUGUGAUUAAUCUAUAGUUCAGUUUUAAUAAUAAACAGAUUUAAGAUAAUUUAUGAACAAUUUUUACAGUUUUCUUCUGGCUAAACAGUUUUAUGUUUGUUAUCAAAACAUCAUUUUAUAGUUAAGCAAACUUUGUAAGUUUAAAAACUAAAAAAGAAAUCUAAUUAACUUCCAUUUAGCCUGUCAUUCAGUUUAAAAGUUCAUCAAAAUCAAAAAUCAGACAGUUUUAAAUCCCACAGCUUAUGCCGGCUUACUUACAGUUUGAUAGCGGCUUAUGACUUCCUAGUGAGCUACAGUUUGAAAUAUAAUAUCAUAGCUCAUCC
Molecule: messenger RNA, 3727 nt
Organism: Drosophila eugracilis
Lineage: Eukaryota; Metazoa; Arthropoda; Insecta; Diptera; Drosophilidae
Product: glucose dehydrogenase [FAD, quinone]
Exons: 3
Coding region: 689-2842 (717 amino acids)
Molecular function (GO): oxidoreductase activity, acting on CH-OH group of donors; flavin adenine dinucleotide binding
Source: RefSeq, a predicted model, not a curated record